CUGCAAUGCCGCGCGGGGCCAUAGCCACGGUAAACAACGUCAAGGCCACGCAGUCGUUCGGAGUCCUGGCGGGGGCGGCGGUAGCGGCGGAGGCGGAAGCGGGGGUUUGAAGGUGCCAGCAGCCAAUGGAAGGGGCGGCGGUGCUGGUGGCAAUGGCAACGGGCGUGGCAUGGAGGAGGACGGGGACUGCGAUGGAGGGCUGCUGGGAAGCAAGGAGAAGGGCCCUGCUGGGGCCGAGACACCGCAGCAGCGGCAGCCCAUCCCGAAUAACCCCUUCCGGAAGGGUUAUUGCAGCUGCCCCUGCCAUGUGUGGCGGGAGCACUGGCCCAGCCCCGAAGGCCCAUCGGUCCAGCUCCAGCCCAAGGCAGCUGCUUGCCAGCGGCAACAAAAACAACAAAAGCUGCAACCAGCCGCAACCACCCACCGCCACCAACAUCAGCAACAAGACCAGCAGCAGCAGCAACAACCACAACAGAAGCACCAGAGAAAAGCCAAGUCCGUACGGUUUGAACUCCCGGCUGCUGCUCCCAGGCCCCGGGACAACUCCGAAGAUGGUGGCAGCAGCGAUGAUGGGGGCCAUGCUGACGACGACGGCGGCGACGACGGAGGCGCCUUGAUGGCUGCCACCAGUAAGCGUGCAGCCGCCGUCGCCCUCACACGCAAGCGCCGCGGCCCUGAGGGCACGGCAGUGGCGACCGCACCAGCCGCCCGCCGCCGCCGUCUGCUGUUGCCCACUGCGGCUGCUGCUGGUGAUGCGGCUGUUGCUGGUGAUGCAGUCCUGGACCCGCGGACACAGCAGCAGCAGCCACCCCAGGACUCGGCAGGUGAACGGCAAGGCGCUGUAGCUGCUGCCGCCGCCGGUUCCGCCAGCUGUGGCAGCGAAGGGGGCGGUGGCGAGGCUGCACCAGCUGCAGGAGCGGAGAGGGGCAGCGGGAAGCAGCAGACGGGGG
Astrephomene gubernaculifera is the source of this 950-nucleotide messenger RNA. The record is from the annotation of a GenBank genome assembly. Lineage: Eukaryota; Viridiplantae; Chlorophyta; Chlorophyceae; Chlamydomonadales; Astrephomenaceae.